Messenger RNA from Fraxinus pennsylvanica, 711 nucleotides. The record is from the annotation of a GenBank genome assembly. Lineage: Eukaryota; Viridiplantae; Streptophyta; Magnoliopsida; Lamiales; Oleaceae.
AUGGCGAUAUCAGGAGAUUUAAGGGUCUCUGCAGCUAUGAUUCCUUACAAAUCCAACCCCCUUCGCACCUCACUGCACUUACCUCCUUCCAAGGUGGAUUGUAGUGUGUUCCUUAAUGGCGGAUCUAGUGUUUCUGAGACUAUACCAAGAUAUUCUCGUCCAAUACUUGAUGUCCAAAGCACUCGCUGUCAUUGUAAGCGGCCUCUUGGGAUUUUUGAAGAAUAUAAACUUUCUAAAAAUCCCAUCAGCCAGGAAGUCGAGAACUUCCUCCUUAAUGCUACUAAUAUGAACUUCUUUGAGCGAUUAAACUUGGCAUGGAAGAUCAUGUUUCCAUCACCCACAUCAAGAAGAAAUUCUAAUGCUAAUAUUGCAAAGCAACGGUUGAAGAUGAUUCUCUUCUCUGAUCGAUGUGCAGUCAACGAGGAGGCAAAACAAAAGAUUGUGAGUAAUGUUGUGAGUGUACUGUCUGAUUUCGUGGAGAUAGAAUCACAGGAUAAAGUUCAACUGAGUGUCUCAACUGAUCCAGAUAUUGGCACCAUUUACUCAGUCACUGUACCAGUGCGUCGGGUGAGAUCAGAAUAUCUAGUCGAGGAUGAAAUUGGAGCAAUAACAAACAUUGAGUACAAAGAUACUGGAGAAGUUUCUGGUUCAGUUGAUGUCAAGUUCGAUUUCUACCUUCCAAAGGACAAGUUUAGAAACUUCGACGAGUGA